Molecule: messenger RNA, 330 nt
Organism: Oryctolagus cuniculus (rabbit)
Lineage: Eukaryota; Metazoa; Chordata; Mammalia; Lagomorpha; Leporidae
Source: RefSeq, a predicted model, not a curated record
AUGCAGGACAUGGGAAGGAGCACUCUCAGCAGGAAGCCACGGUGGACGGUCCCUGGCAACUUUCAUGCUCCAAUGGUAGUUUACAACGAAGAGCAGGAGGAGCGAAUAUUCAGCCACAAGGACGCCCACCUUCGCUGCAUCGAGGUGCACAGCCAGACCCUCAUUCAGCUGGAGCGCGGGUUCACAGCCACGGGUCAGACCUGCGUCACCAUCGUUGGACCACUUAGGGCCCGGCAGUGGCUGAUGGACAUGAUCUGCAACGGGGGGAGCCCUGACUCAUGCACUCGGGCCCGAGGUGGGUCUCCUUGUGGAACUGUGACUGGUCAGUGA